CUGCUAAUCUGGAAGGUAGGGAGGCCGUGGGCGGCUGGCUGCGCUAACGCGGCCGUGACAUCCCUGCCAAAAUUUCGUGAACGGAAUUCCACCACGAGCUUGAGUUGCGCGAACACACAAACUUCCACACCAGCACUUGCGUCCAGAAAUACUGAGUCCGCGCAUUUCUUGCAUACUGGGCUCGAGACCGAUCUGCAGCACGUCUCCCGUAAAGUCCUCUUGAAGGCUGACCGACACUCGUUCCAACCACACAGCGCCGCCUGUCGCAACCCACACCCGCAAUGGCACCCGAAGCGCCGCCAAAGACGAAGAAGUCUAAAGCCACGCCGAAAACAGUCGCAGACUUCACCGUUCUUCCCCUCACGUUACCCACACUGUCUGGCAUACCAGCGCACUGCAAUGAUGCAAAGCAUUACAUCUACGUCAAACCGCACGCACCCAGCAUACCCACCGCCGACGACGAGCGCAGCCUCUUCAUCGCAAACACACCCGUCGACGCAUCCGAGCGCAACAUCCGCGCGCUGUUCCAAGAACAAUUAGGCGGCUCCAUGGUCGAGCGCGUCGAGUUCGAUGCCUCUGUUCCCGCGCAACCAAUGCACAAGCGCUGGAAGAGCGACAAGCCUGUGGCGCAAGACGACUCAGUUACCUCGAGAGGCAAGAAGAGGAAGAGGACCGAUGAUGCGGCGGUGAUAGCAGAGGGUGUGGUGGAAGACGCCGAGAGCGCGUUACCACGGUUAUGGAACAGCGAAGUGCGAAAGAGCGGGAGUGGCGCCGUCGUCGUCUUUGUGGACAAGAAGAGCACGAGGGGUGCAUUGAAGGAGAUUCAAAAGGCUGUUAAAGAGGGAAGGAGUAUAUCGUGGAAGGGAGGAGAAGGACUAGGCGUUGAGCGCUACAAAUCCCACAACACCCUCAUCUACCCAACCCCCACCCUCCUUCAAGCCUCACUAAACGCCUACCUCACCCAAUUCAACGCCCUCGAAACAGCGCGGAACCGCAUUCGCAAGACAUCUCGCUCUGUUCCUGACGAGGAAGGCUUCAUGACGGUUACAAGAGGCGGUCGUGUUGGGCCUGCUAGGCUGGAAGAGGCGGAGAAGAAGAAGGCCGAGUUGGAUGAGCGCAAGAGGAAUCACAGGGCUACGGAUGACUUUUAUAGGUUCCAGAAUAGGGAGAGGAGGAAGGAGGCUGAGGGCUUGCUCAAGAGGAAGUUUGAGGAGGAUAGGAGGAGGGUGGAGGGUAUGAGGGAGAGGAGGGGAAGGGUCAGGCCGGAGACGUGAGAGUGGGAUACGUGGUGGGCGUGUGAUGAAGACCUUCUUCAAGACCUUCUUUGGGGGAAGAUGCUGUAUACGAAUGUUUGGGUUGCAGAAGCACGCAGUUUGUGCCACCAGAUGAAGAUUUUACUGGACUGUCCUCUUCGCAUCACGGCUCACUCAGCAUGGCACGAAUGUGAGG
Molecule: messenger RNA, 1449 nt
Organism: Alternaria rosae
Lineage: Eukaryota; Fungi; Ascomycota; Dothideomycetes; Pleosporales; Pleosporaceae
Product: ribosomal RNA-processing protein 7-domain-containing protein
Exons: 2
Coding region: 282-1274 (330 amino acids)
Biological process (GO): rRNA processing; ribosomal small subunit assembly
Cellular component (GO): UTP-C complex; CURI complex
Source: RefSeq, a predicted model, not a curated record